Messenger RNA from Paramisgurnus dabryanus, 4146 nucleotides. RefSeq names its product sodium/hydrogen exchanger 9B2. Lineage: Eukaryota; Metazoa; Chordata; Actinopteri; Cypriniformes; Cobitidae. Gene Ontology annotation, biological process: proton transmembrane transport. The record is from RefSeq and is a predicted model, not a curated record. Gene Ontology annotation, cellular component: membrane. Gene Ontology annotation, molecular function: antiporter activity.
GGAGGCGGGACUGGUAACACUUCCGGAUGCUGCUAGCGGGAGCAAGAAGAAGAAUCUUUUAAAGAAAUUAGCAAAUGCUGGCGUCAAGUGCGUUUAAUUUUAAUGUUGGCUUUAUUUAAAUACGCAACUGUUUAGUCACUUUCAAGCGUUAAGAUGUUUCCAAUUUAAAAAAUGUUUCACGCUUUCCAGUGCACGUUGUUUCAAAGCGGCUUAAUUGUAACCGUAUUAGUUCAAGAAAAGGAUUUGUGUUAAGAUGUAACUUAUAAGCGGUUAUUACAUGUUUCAUUAUAUUAUUUAAAUGGAAUGAUUGCGAAAUGUAUUUAACAACAAGAUAGAACUAUGUAAGGUAAUGGGACAUUGACGUUAUUACAUGGAUGAAAUACAUAUUAUGCUAUAACAAGGCAAUUAUCUCACAUAAAUACGUAUAAAUGAAUUAAACUGUAAAAAAGCUGCAUGUCAGUAUUGACCAGUUAGUGAUUUACUACAGUAUAAUAAACACAGACCAUAUGACACACUGUUAUUCAGUCAGACAAAACACCAUAUGGCCUCAAGGGCAGGGACACACCAGCGUUUAGUCCCUUACACAAGCGGAUUAACCUGUUGAAUAAACCAGUCGUUUUCUUUCUCAGUAACUGUUACUCGUGAUAUUCCCUCUUAUUUUUUCCGCGCAAAAUUAAUUUCUAACACAAAUCAAGCCUUACUAACAUGUGACUGUAUAAUACGACUCUGGUGAAGUUUCGGAUGAAAAUUAGCCAGUACGUGGCCAUAAGCUUGUGUCAUGGCUGAAGGAGCCCAGAAGUGAGGAUGGAUCAAAACCGCAGAGCCAUGGAGGAUGAGGUCCCGUCCAGAUCUCAGUCAACUAACUCCAUAUACUCACACAGGACUGAUGGAGCCUCCGCCUUGGGGAAUCAUGCUGAACAUCACCCCACUGUCAGUGAGACUGUGUUGGUGGUUUGUAAGACCCCAGAAAGCCCCAGCCCGAGCAUGACAGAAGAGGCAAUUUAUGUACCCCGACUGGUGUCCUCAGUAGAUGCUUGUACCAACACUGAGCCUCCUUAUAAAUGCUGCCCUUGGCUGCGGAGAUUGUGCCCCUGUCCACCCAAAGGCAUACUGGCCACCAUAAUCACCAAAGUGAUCAUGGCUGCAGUGCUCUUUGGGGUGGUGUGGUCUAUCACGGAGAAGGAAUGUCUACCGGGUGGGAAUCUCUUCGGCAUUGUAACCUUGUUUAUCUGUUCUGUGGCCGGAGGAAAGCUUAUUGGAUGCAUACGGUUCCCGAAUCUGCCUCCAUUACCUCCUCUCCUUGGCAUGCUGCUGGCUGGAUUUAUCCUCAGAAACAUCCCUGUUGUGACAGAUGCAGUUUACAUUGACGUUAGAUGGUCUGCUUCUCUGAGAAACAUCGCUCUGGCUGUUAUUCUUGUCAAAGCUGGAUUGGAAUUAGAUGGAAAGGCUCUGAGGAAGCUAAAGGCAGUGUGCUUGCGUCUGUCCAUCCUUCCUCUCGCUUUUGAGGCUACAACUAUGGCUGUGGUCUCUCAUUUAUUACUGGGUCUUCCAUGGGUCUGGGGAUUUAUUCUAGGGUUUGUUCUUGGAGCAGUUACUCCUGCAGUAGUGGUUCCAUCCAUGCUGCUUCUGCAGAAGGAAGGUUAUGGAGUAGAGCAGGGUAUCCCUACUCUUCUCAUCGCAGCCUGCAGCUGUGACGAUAUCGUCGCCAUUACCUGCUUCACCACAUGCUUGGGUGUAGCUUUUGCUACAGGCAGCGUGUGGUUAAAUGUGCUGAGAGGACCACUGGAAGUAUUAGGUGGUGCGGUCGCUGGUGUGGCCCUAGGGUUUUUUCUACAUUACUUCCCCAGCAGAAACCAGGGAAAUCUGUUGCUAAAGCGCUCCUUCCUGGUGUUGGGUCUGUCUGUGUUUGCUUUGUUUGGCAGUAAUGUGGCUGGGAUUCCAGGCGCGGGAGGUCUCUGUACGCUCGUGUUAGCGUUUGUGGCAGGAAUAGGCUGGGGAAAAGAUAAGACUCCAGUGGUGGAGGUGGUUGAAAGGUUUUGGCAUGUGUUCCAGCCUCUUCUCUUCGGUCUUAUCGGUGCCGAGAUUGUCAUUAGUGCUUUAGAGAUCACCACUGUGUCCCUAGGUUUUGCAGCUCUGUUCAUUGGUCUCACUGCACGCCUGCUCUUCACUUUUGUUGUGGUUCUUCGUGCCGGCUUCAAUGUAAAAGAGAAAGUCUUUAUCGCUCUAGCCUGGAUGCCUAAAGCCACAGUACAGGCAGCGAUAGGCUCUACAGCUCUGGACAUGGCACGCUCUAAGAAUGACCCGGAGCUGCAGAAGUACGGUAUGGACGUCCUCACUGUUGCUGUGUUGUCCAUUCUCAUCACUGCUCCUAUUGGAGCGCUUGUCAUCGGCCUGCUCGGCCCUCGAAUUCUCCAGAAACCAAAGAACCCAGAGUGGGCGGUUAGUGAAGGUGCUUUAUCGGCAUCAAGGACCCCUGUGACAUAUGAAAGCGCCCUAUGAUACAUUUAGAGGCUUCCAGGUGUUUCUGGAAUGGACUUUCAAGGACCUUUCCAGGAUGUGAACAUCACUGCAUCUAAUAAGUUCUUCUCAGUGCCCUUCCAAAAUGAUGUAAACUGCUGAGGUCAGAAGUGGAAGACAUGUUACUCAGAUGGAGAGUCCCAACUUUUGAUUACGAACUUUCUGAAUGGAAACUGGAUGGAGUAAGUGGUCAUGGUUCAUCUCCGAAACAUGGAGCGAUUUUGUUUUGCAUCAAAAACUACAGGGAUCAUUUUGAUACUAUCAAUGUUUUCAGUAUUAUUUCUAACUAGAUGAUGUUGAUGUGAUGAUAGAUAUGUUUUAUAGAUAGAUGGCUAUUACAGAUGAAUCUGCAUAGGCUGUGUUCAAAUGGUACAAAUGUCACGUUGUGGUCAGUGUUCUUAGCGCUCCAGUAUUCAGUAUACCGUACAGUGAAAUACUGUAGACGUAACAAAAAACAGCAAUCUGAUGGUGGAGCUCAACAAAAUGCAUCUUGUUUACAGUGGAAUUAAAGGUCACGUUCUUUCUGAUCCCAUUUUUAAACCCUGGUUAGUGUGUAAUUUUGCUAUAAUAGCAUAAAUAAUACCUGUAAAAUGAUAAAGUUCACUGCCAGGCGAUAUAUUUUCUUUAACAGAAUUCGCCUUUCAAAGCCUACAGCGAACGGCCGGUUUGGACUACAGCCCUCUACUUCCUACAUUAAUAACGUCACUAGUUUUUUGACUAAACUCCGCCCACAGGAAUACGUCAGUUGCCAACUAAGCUGCUAUCGAAUCACAACACACUAAACAAACUACACAAUCAGAACUCAAUAUGUAUUUCUGAAGGAGGAACUUCAUAGGACAAAGAAGACAUCAGCCCGUUUUUAGGACAGUGAAAACAGCGAUAAACAGAUAAGUAAAUUGUGUAAAAAAAAACGUGAUUUUUUUUACACGUGAAAUAUGAACACAUGUUAUAUUGUGCACUGUAAACACAAUCAAAGCUUCAAAAACACAGAAAGAACGGGACCUUUAAGUUACAUUUAAACAUAUUGAAAUAGAGAAUAUUAAAAUCAUGCACGCCAUUGUUUUGUGCUUUUGAGCACCUAAAGAUAAACAUUUACAAGUUCAUUUUAAGUCUGUUUUUUUCUAACAACAUUGCACAUACAGCCAACUCUAUAUUUUCUCAUUAUUUAAAGAUGUCCAAUAAAACGUUGGUGUCCUGUUUAAUGCAAAUGAGCUGGUUGGAUAGUGCCAAGGGGCCGUGGAAAGGGUGGUGCUAUCCUCUUCUGACAUCACAAGGAGAGCCAGAUUUCAAUGAGCUAUUUUUUUACAUGCUUGCAGAGAAUGGUUUACCAACACUAAGUUACUGGGUUGAUCUUUUUUUUUUUUUUACAUUUUCUAGGUUGAUACAAACACUGGGGACUUAAACGUGGAAAAAGUCAGAUUUUCAAGUUGUGUCCCCUUUAAAAAAAAUCAUCAGAGUCAUAUGAAGGAUUCUGUAGGUUUAUCUAUUUUUUAUUUAUUUAUACUAUUUAGUGAAUUAAGAGUACUGUUUUUAAGAGAAGGUUUUACAUUCUGGAUUUGUCUCAAAUUUGAUGUUAAUGCUGUAUGCAGACAAAACCGGCGAAGUUAUUAAACAACUACUGUUAUAUUA